Messenger RNA from Argentina anserina (silverweed cinquefoil), 1285 nucleotides. Its product is annotated as peroxidase 64. Gene Ontology annotation, molecular function: peroxidase activity; heme binding. Gene Ontology annotation, cellular component: plasmodesma; plant-type cell wall. The record is from RefSeq and is a predicted model, not a curated record. Gene Ontology annotation, biological process: response to oxidative stress; hydrogen peroxide catabolic process. The annotation marks the transcript as partial. NCBI's taxonomy places the organism in Eukaryota, Viridiplantae, Streptophyta, Magnoliopsida, Rosales, Rosaceae. The transcript has 4 exons.
UUUAGUGUUUUGGUCAGCUGCUGCACUCUUCCUAUCUAUAAAUACUCCUAUAAUCCAACAUUAUUUCCCACAAGUAAUCAAAAAUACAGAGUUAAAGAAGUCCUAAAAAUGGCUCUUAACCUUGUAUUCUUGAGCUCAAUCCUCAUCCUUUCAGUAUUUUCUCCGGUGAUCAAUGCACUGAGCUCGAACUAUUAUGACAAAAGCUGUCCUAAUGUCGAGCUUCUCGUUUCCAAUGCUGUCAAGAAGGCAACAGCUAACGAUCAAACUGUACCUGCUGCACUACUCCGGAUGCAUUUCCAUGAUUGCUUCAUAAGGGGAUGUGAUGCAUCUGUGUUGUUAAAUUCCAAAGGAAACAACAAAGCAGAGAAAGACGGACCACCAAAUAUUUCUCUGCAUGCAUUUUAUGUCAUUGACAAUGCAAAGAAACAAGUGGAGGCUUCAUGUCCUGGUGUGGUCUCAUGCGCUGAUAUCUUGGCUCUAGCAGCAAGAGAUGCUGUUGUGCAAUCUGGAGGCCCAAGCUGGAAAGUGCCAAAAGGAAGAAAAGAUGGAAGAACAUCACUGGCAACUGAAACCAGACAAUUGCCAGCUCCAACCUUCAACAUUUCACAACUACAACAGAGCUUCUCCCAAAGAGGCCUGUCCUUGAACGACCUGGUGGCUCUUUCAGGAGGGCACACUCUAGGGUUCUCCCACUGCUCAUCUUUCCAAAACAGAAUCCACAACUUCAAUGCUACACACGAUGUUGACCCCACGCUGCAGUCAUCCUUUGCAGCAAGCUUGAAGAAUACAUGUCCCAUCAAGAAUAGGCCGAAGAAUGCUGGUUCUACAAUGGAUCCUUCAGCAACAACUUUUGAUAACACAUACUUCAAGUUGAUCGUCCAAGGGAAGAGCUUGUUUUCUUCAGACCAAGCUCUGCUUAAUUUUCCAAAGACUAAACAGUUGGUUACUAAGUAUGCUAACUCACAGCAAGCUUUCUUGGAUGCUUUUGUGCAUUCUAUGAUUAAGAUGAGUAGUAUUACAGGUGGACAAGAGGUGAGGAAGGACUGCAGAGUAGUAAACUAAUUAAAGGCCUCCUAGUUUAUUGGUAAUGGUAGUCAAGUGCAAGUCAGAAGAAAAUCCGUCAAAUAGGCUGGUUCUCCAUAAUUACCUUUCGUUAUUUUGAGAGUGCGUGAAAAGAAAGUGUAUGUCUGCUGUGGUACUGUGGUUUCAAUACUGUUGUAAUAAUUUUAUACCAGCAAGAAUGUUUUUAUAAAUACAAAGUUGGCUUGAAACAAAGUCUUGUUUA